Molecule: messenger RNA, 3399 nt
Organism: Linnemannia hyalina
Lineage: Eukaryota; Fungi; Mortierellomycota; Mortierellomycetes; Mortierellales; Mortierellaceae
Source: the annotation of a GenBank genome assembly
AUGGCCAUCUUUGAAUCCGAGGACGAGAUGAACCCGUAUGCGGACGCUGGCGACGAGUCCCCGUACAGCAGUGACUCCGAUAUCGAUUUUGACCAAGAAGACAUUGGCAGCCAUCUUUGUAUUAGUGGACACCAAAAUAACGCUGCGACUUCUCAGCUCUCUGAUACCAGCGCGCCCCUCAGGAACGGAGCUCGUUCAUACGAUGACAAAUCGCCUUUCGUUGUUGAUGACGACUUAUGCGACGACAACACCACGCCAGUGCAUUAUCCCUCCGCAAAAAGGAACGAUCGACUGGAAAAGCAACGACAGAAUUCGAACAUCUUCACUCUUGGAAAGCGAGCUAUAUCAACCCGGCCAUCCUUGGAUCUGGAGACCGCUCAGACUUCAACCUUUGCCGGUGCAGUUUUAUCCUCUUCGCCAACACCAACGACCGAGCUUGUCGCUCCUCAGGGCUUCUCCACCCCCAUAAGGCCCUCUCGCUCUGCAGUUCUCCCCAACAUGCCGUCGAACACAGCUCAGUUGUCGAUGGCUCGCGAUAUUCAAUCAGCUCUUCCAACGUUAAUUGCAGGAUCGCCAACCCGACUCUCACGGUCAACAUCCUAUCCUGAUCUGUCAGUGCUGGGAUCUGGCACCAAUGCUGUAUCCGCCCAUCACGCACCCUAUCAUGCACCCUAUCACGCCCCUGCAACGCUUGGCCAUACCUAUCACUCCUCCUUGGCGCCCGCUCAUCGUGAUCAGCCCUCUCCUGCGCCCAUCCAGCAUCACCAUGCCUCUCCGAUUCCCGUGCACUCUUAUUAUGACUCUCCGGCGCCCCUCCAUCAUUAUCAAUCCUUACCUGGACCCGCCCACCCUUACCAAACCACCUCGGCGCCCUCGUAUCCAUACCAGGGGACUCCUGAACGUACUCAAUCCUACCCAGCCUCUGUCGAAUACUAUACCCAGAUACCACCCGUCAGCCCUUACGGUCAACCAGUUGCGUCUCGGCCUCCCUUCAAUCACUACACUACGAUGUCCGCAUCCACCGUGUCAAGUAUGAACCAAUCUAGCUCGGCUUCCAUUUCUUCCUUCCAAAACACCCACACCUCGUUCGAUGACGACGCCUCGACGGUCGAGGACAUCUUUGUGAGAGUGCAGUCCUACCAGAAAGACACCAACGAUCGCAGGCGAUUAGAUGCAAGGGCUCGCCAUGAACGGGAAGACGUCACAUCGUCCCCACAGUGGCGUGGCUUGUAUCUCAGUAUCCCACUGGGCGAGCUCCCGAGUCCCGAGACUUGCAAGAGCUUGGCUCCUCCAAGACUGAAGAUAUUGGCGACAGUGCCCUUCACCCGCAUUCUUUAUAAACGUUCCAACACAACCGCCGACCCCACCCAGUCCAAUGGCGCCUUUCUUCCGCCCAGUGCACUGCUUCCAUCAUUUGAAAACUCAAGUCGGUCAUACGCCAGGAAACCGCCUACACUUCGCUCCAACAGUAGCAGUUUGUUCUGCUUCGAGAAGGUGCCCCUUGUUGUUAAUGGGGUGGAAGGGGUCUGCAACGCCAAGCGUGCCACCGGUCAGGGAGGCUCCGGUCGCCGCUCCCAUCUCCUUUCCAAGCACUCUGGGGUGAUUGACGCCAUCGAGUAUUUCCAGCGCCAACAGAGACUAGCACAAGGCAUGGAUCCGGACCCCGCGUCUAGCACCCCACACAGAUCAAAAAAAGCCAAAACCACUGACACUGCCAACAAUGGCCCAGCAGCAGCAGCAUGGAAUCACCACCACCAACUUGAUGUCGAGAAUCUGCUUAUGAGGCUUGUUGCCGUAGAGGGACUCUCAUUCAGCACAGUCACCUCAAACACCCUCAAGAAGAUUUGUCAUCUCCUGAAUCCGGCGAUUUUGGCACGCAAAGUGGAUGCUCAAGUGUUGACAGACAUCAUUGCAUGGGAUUCGACUGGUACCAUUGUCAAGAUAACCAAGAAGUGCGCAUUAAUUUCCAACUUCUUCAACAACAACUCCGUCGCCAGGGAUAUCAUCAACAAGCUAUGGCUGUCUCACCUCAAUGUCGUUCGAGCCGCCAAUACUCGCCUCCCACUCGAUUCUUCUUCUGCUGGCGGCCAUGCUCCUCCUCCUCCCACUACUGGCACGCAGGCUCAUCCUCCUCCCAUUACCGGCGCGCAGGCUCCUCCUCCUCCCACUACCGGCACGCAGGCUCAUCCUCCUCCCACUACCGGCGCGCAGGCUCAUCCUCCUCCCACUACCGGCAUGCAGACUCCUCCUCCUCCUCCUCCUCCUCCUCCUCCUAGUACCGGCGAUGGACCAGCAUACAUGGAAGAAGAGGUUUCGUUUAAAACCGCUAAUGUGACGCGUUGGAACUCCAAACUGAACAUGGUCGCCAGGGUCUUCGAUGUCAUUACUGUUUUGAAGCCCGCUGCCGAGGAGCUGCUGAAGCUAAAAUCUACCAAGGAGGAGAUGACAAAAUACCAGGAGUUUAACAACAACUUGCUCUCGGAGGAGGAGGUCGAUGUUUUACAAGAGAUCGUCAAGCUUUUGCGUCCGGCUGCAAAAUUGACACAUUGGAUAGGAGGAUCUGGAUAUUCGACCAUCUCGCAAGUGUAUGCAUUGGCACACAACAUCCUUGGACCCUCCGACGUCUACAAGACGGGACCUGCCAUCGCGCUCUACGAGGUCCUAGAGUCCUUUAUAAAGUUGGCCUGGCCUGAGGACGACAUUUCCGAUGUCAUGCUCUUGGCCAUGUAUUUCAACCCCGGCUGUUCAAAAUUAAACAUCUGGGGCUUGGAAAAUACCCACCAAGCUGCCGAGCAAGCAGCCGAAAGAGCGGCCAAGCGAACCACCGAGGAUGCCGCAGCUAGACGUCAUGCUGGUCAAGAUUCAGAUCAAGAACGAGUUCAGCUUCCCCCUCAGAUUCCAUUAGAGAACAGACAUUCUACGCCAAGACCAACAAAUCGACUGAGAGCAGAGACCCUGAUUUAUCGAGCUGUUAUUCAGAUGCAUGCGGACAAGGAGAUUGCCAGGAAGCGGGGCAUCACGAACACCACCAACAACAAUAAUCUCAGCUACGAUGUCAACAACGCCAUUUCGAUGAAGUUCUGGAAAGUGGAUGCGGAUUGUGCCUUAAUGGCAUAUAGGGCUCUGUGGUCUGAUGAGGAGGUCGACCCAGCUUGGUCUGACGACCCAGCUGCAUUUUGGAAGUCCAAGGAGAGUCUCCCAACUCUGGCCAGUUUGGCCACUCUUGCGCGAAUGUUCUUGACGAUUCAAGCAACAUCGUCCGAGGCAGAACGCUUGUUCAGCAAGGCUGGACUUAUCUAUUCAGCGCGUAGAUGCCGACUUUCCGAUAGCAACUUUCGUAAUGUUAUAUUUUUCAACAGCUUAGAAAAGACACUCUGUGAAGCCUAUUUUGUUAGAUAA